Venturia canescens is the source of this 1659-nucleotide messenger RNA. RefSeq lists its product as uncharacterized. Gene Ontology annotation, molecular function: DNA binding. Gene Ontology annotation, biological process: DNA recombination; DNA integration. The record is from RefSeq and is a predicted model, not a curated record. NCBI's taxonomy places the organism in Eukaryota, Metazoa, Arthropoda, Insecta, Hymenoptera, Ichneumonidae. The transcript has 3 exons. Bases 1 to 1539 code for a protein of 512 amino acids.
AUGAGCAAGGAGGAAAAGAAGAAGCUCCUCGAUAAAUACCCGAGAAAAGAGGGUUUUCUUGCACCCGAAUUAAAUCGUGUAAUGGUGUCGGUCAUGUCCGAAUCGUCUGUCCGUCGGGAUAGUUACGCGACAAGAUAUCAAGAGACGGUUGGUUCAGCUCUAAUGGCUCUCGGGGCGGCAGUGUCCACAUUGCUCGACGAGCCUGAGAGCAUCGAUAAAUUGGCUUUUCUGGAAAAUCUCAACGACGCCGCCAAGCUCAUGGCGGAUACGCACUUUCAAAUAAACCAAUCGAGGAGAGCCCUUAUUUUACCAGGGGUAUCCAAACCUCUAAAAGAACUCCUCGACAAAGCUAAGUCGGAUUCCGAAUUGUUUGGGAAGAACUUGACGGAAAAGAUCAAGCACCGAGUUUGUCAGGCCCGUCAAUCCACAGGGCCGACAAAGAUUACCAUUCAGAGGAAAGCAACAGGUCUACAACAACAGGGCGACACACCGGAGACAACAGAGACAGUCGAGGAAGUAACUCAGAGUAUCGAUCUGCCAUCCCAGAGCCAAGGACCUCGUUUUAAUAGCAACGAGAGUCUCAGCAAGGCCUUUACACGACAAAAGGUCCCAGUAGAGGCAUUGGAGAUCGUGCUAGCAUCCUUGUCAACGGCAACAGUAAAACAAUAUAAGUCAGCCCUGAGUCAUUGGUGGAAUUUCUGCAGCACGGAGGGGAUAGAUUUUUUCAAUCCGGAUGAGAGGAGUCUGUUGCUGUUUUUAUCUAAGAAAUUCGAGGAAGGAGCAUCGUAUGGCUCUCUAAAUUGUUUUCGCUCAGCGAUUUCAUUAAUUUCUGCGGACAAGAUUGGUGAUAGACCUAUUAUUAGACGUUUCCUUAGAGGGGCCUAUAAGCUGAAACCUUCGCUGCCAAAAUAUUCAGGCACGUGGGAGGUCGAUAUUGUACUAGACUACUUGGCAAAACUGCAGCCCUUGGAGAGCUUAUCGAUAGGAGAUCUUACCAACAAAACAGUUAUGUUGUUGGCUUUGUCAACAGCUCACAGAGCUCAGACCCUUUCUUGCAUUGAAGUAGAUAAAAUUAAAAGAUCGCCAAGAGGGAUGGAAAUAACAAUUACAAAGUUAAUCAAAACUUCUGGUCCGGGUAAAAGUCAGCCAGUAUUGGUAAUUCCUGAGUUUAAAGAGAGACCAGAGUUGUGUGUCGCUUCAGCUAUUCGUGUUUAUUUAGAAAAAACGGCGAAAUAUAGGGGAACGGAGAAAAGUUUAUUUUUAGCGACAAAGAAGCCUCAUAAGAAGGUAGGAGCUCAGACCAUCAGCAGAUGGAUCAAGAGAGUUAUGAAAGAGAGCGGAGUUGAUACAGAGGUUUUCUCAGCUCAUUCUACGCGUCACGCGUCUACGUCCGUGGCAUUUACAAAGGGUGUUUCUCUAGACAUAAUCAGAGCGACUGCAGGCUGGUCAGAGAGAUCGCAGGUUUUUGCAAGAUACUACAAUCGCCCAGUUCAGGCAAGAGCAACUGUUUUCGCAAGUUCAGUUUUUAGUAUCUCAUAAAAAAGGAAAAGAAAAGAAAGUUUUCGUUUUAACUAUAUAUGCUAAUUUUAAGUUACUUAUUGUCCGUUUAUAGUUUAUAGUUUUCUCCAAUAAAGGACACGAGGUUCUGAUGACCGUAAA